Molecule: messenger RNA, 2361 nt
Organism: Anolis carolinensis (green anole)
Lineage: Eukaryota; Metazoa; Chordata; Lepidosauria; Squamata; Anolidae
Product: retinol dehydrogenase 12
Exons: 7
Coding region: 74-1042 (322 amino acids)
Source: RefSeq, a predicted model, not a curated record
CUCCCCGUGGCCCCGCCCCUAAAAGCACAUUCCGAAAGCGUCCUCCGGGCAGAGCUGCGUGGCCGGAGCCGAGAUGCAGGACUGCACGGGCUGCGCGCUCGCGCUCUGCCUCGCGCUCGCUCUCCCUUUGCUGAUGCUCCUGGUCGCGCCUUGCAUCAGGAAGUUUAUUGCAGGAGGCAAAUGUACGUCUACAGCGAAGCUGAAUGGGAAGGUUGUAGUGAUCACAGGAGCCAACACAGGCAUCGGGAAGGAGACUGCCAAAGACCUUGCAGGAAGAGGUGCUAGAGUCAUCCUUGCUUGCAGGGAUAUGGUAAAAGCAGAGGCUGCGGCCAGUGAAAUCCGGACCAAGACAGGGAACCAGCAAGUUAUUGCAAAGAAAUUGGAUUUGGCAGAUACCAAAUCCAUCAGAGAAUUUGCUGAGAAUUUCCUGGAAGAAGAGAAAGAACUUCAUAUCCUCAUUAACAAUGCUGGAGUUAUGAUGUGCCCCUAUUCCAAGACAGCAGAUGGCUUUGAAAUGCACUUUGGAGUCAAUCACCUUGGGCACUUCCUUUUAACAUUUCUGUUGACUGAGUGCCUGAAGAAAUCUGCACCAUCUCGAAUAGUCAACGUGUCCUCCUUGGCUCAUCAUGGAGGGAGGAUUCGCUUUGAGGACCUCCAAGGCGAGAAAAGCUAUCAAUGGGGCCUGGCCUAUUGCCACAGCAAGCUGGCGGGUAUCCUUUUUACCCGGGAGCUUGCCAGACGACUGCAAGGUACUGGAGUUACAGUCAAUGCUUUGCAUCCCGGCACUGUUGCCUCUGAUCUGCCCCGUCACUCCACUAUAAUGAAUUUUUUGUGGAAGUUGUUGCCCUUCCUUUUGAAGACACCUCAAGAAGGAGCUCAGACCAGUGUCUACUGUGCGGUGGCAGAAGAACUGGGGUCAGUGAGUGGGAAAUAUUUCAGUGACUGUAAACCAGCCUAUGUAUCACCUCAAGGACGCGAUGAUGAAACAGCGAAGAAGCUCUGGGAUGUCAGCUGUGAACUCUUAGGUAUCCAGUGGAACUAAAUCAUGGAUGACCCUUCCAAGAGAGAACAAACAUUAGCAGAGCUGAAGGCCAAAUAUCUCAUGUUCACUGGAUACAAAGAAAAAUCAAAGCAGAUUUAGGGCCAUUUCCAUCUGAGUUCAUUCUCAAGAUGCUUGUUUCUAACAGGAGGGUAGUGUAUUUUCCAGUCUAAAGCACAAAUAUAGAAGUAUAAAAAGGCGUAGUUUUCAAAUAUAUGCAUUGGAUCUUUCUCAUCCAAUGUGGAGAUUUGUUUAGAUAAAUCUGAAUAUAUUUAACCAGGAUGGAGGAACCAUGUUUUUGUAACUUGGGAAACUUUUGUUUAUAUGUUUUUCACACCCUAUUCUUUUGUUAGGUCUGAUUAUAAAAGAGUUUUGUCUCUAAUAAGCUAGUGAUCAAAGCAUAUAAUUUUGAUUGAGGAGCGAGGGCUAGACCUACAGAAACUAAGGAGCCAGAGAGAAAAUUCCCCAGUUGGAGCUGACUUCUUACAGUAGCUGUAGCAUUUAUUGCAAGAAUAAAGCUAGGGAUUCUUAAGUUUACAUAUUAAAGCCAUGUGGGCUGCUUUUCUCUUAGGGCAGAACACAGAUAAGCUUGAGUUCAUGGUUUAAGCAGGGACACAUAGGUCUUACCUAAUCUCUUUUCUCACAUCUAAAUUUCUGAGAAUUUACCAGAUUGAGAUAUAUGCUAUAAAUAGCCUUGGGAGACUUACCUUGAAAGAUAACUGAAAAAUUGAUGAGAGAUUUUAGCCUCCCUGUAAAUCAGCCAUCAUUAUUACAUGUAAUUUAAAUCCUCUAUAUCUUCUAAAUCUUUAUCAGGACAGCAGUGUUACAUGCAUGUGCUUUUAUUUUUUAUUCAGCUAAAGAUGACAAUUGAAGUAUGUGUGUUCUUUACUGUUUUAAGGGAUUGUCUCUAUAUCCACAGCAAUUUCUUGAGAAGAUUUGCAAAAGGUGAAGGUUGUUCUUUCCCGCAGAGUGCACUCUUAAUCUGUUUUUUUUUUUUUGGGGGGGGGGGGGGGAUUAGAAGAACAGAGCUGAUAAGAUAAAGUAUGCUUAUGGAGUCAGACCAACUUGUGAAUGUCCAGCUGAAUAGAAUUUUCACUCCUUUAUAUGUCUAUAACAACUGUCUAUAACAAAGGUGCUAAUAUAAAGAAUUAGAGCAGAUAUCCUGAAAAUGUUUUCCAAUGGGCUGUACUCAAACGAGUCCCGCUAGAUUAUAGAGGACUAAGCUUUACAUUUACACCCAUUUUUUCUUUGGUUGGAAGGUGCAGUACUGAAAUUUCUCAGUACAUUUCACUAAAUAAACAGCACUGGUGUUUUGUCUUUUA